This is a messenger RNA of Lepisosteus oculatus (spotted gar), 2928 nucleotides long. RefSeq names its product HMG-box transcription factor 1 (gene hbp1). Gene Ontology annotation, biological process: regulation of transcription by RNA polymerase II. Gene Ontology annotation, cellular component: nucleus. Gene Ontology annotation, molecular function: RNA polymerase II cis-regulatory region sequence-specific DNA binding; RNA binding; protein binding. The record is from RefSeq and is a predicted model, not a curated record. Lineage: Eukaryota; Metazoa; Chordata; Actinopteri; Semionotiformes; Lepisosteidae.
CAGUUGUUGUUUUCGUUGUUGGAUUUUCGAAAAGAAACAAAAAAAAAAGGAAAGUGCAAUUAAAGGAAGUCGUAAAAUACCAACAAACGCACGAAGACCUGCAAAAUUAUGUGAUUGUAUUUAAUCAAGUUGACGAUUUAAACCUUUGCGUAUCAGUGCCUUUUAAACGCAGUUUGUCGUUUAUGGUAAACUUAGCUGCGGCUCUAAAAUUACAUUAACGGUCCCUUUAAAUUAAUCAACUUUUGAAAUCUGAAAAAGCGAUUACACAUAAAUUUGACAGAGGGACACCUAUUAAUAACUAAUCCCUUUAGACUAAUCCUCUUGUGUUAUUGAUCACUUCUUGUUACGCAGUUGUGAAUGAAUGGGCUCUGAAGCGCAUGCGUCAAGUCCCAAAGUUUAUAAACAAGGCUUGUGCAUGCAAGAAGUCACAUGACGGCUUGAAGGAGCCGAGAGAGAAGUUCGCAGACAAUGGGAUUAAUUCAUCACUGGCAAUUAGCAGCGUUUUAGAAAUAUACCGUAGCUGCACUAGAAGUAUCCGGAAUGCAAUCAGGUCAAGCGAAUUGGUCUAACAUGGUAUGGGAAGUGAAGACCAAGUUGAUGCCCGACAGUGUGCAGAAAGUGCAGGUAUUGGUGGAAGAGAGUGCGUCGCGAAUGGACGACACCUUUGAGAUGCUGAAGUGUACUGAAGACCUGCCAUCUUCUCCCGGAUGCCCUUCCAGUGAGAAUCGCAUGGAGUAUGAUGAUCUUCCAGAGUUGCAGGCCGUGCAGGAAGACCGGGCCUCCCCGGCGGUGUUCCAGCUGACCACCGGCGUGUCGCACCAGGAGCGCCCCCGGAAUAUCUGGGGCCCGCGCCCCUCCUGCCCCCCAGCCGGCGGGGUCUCCCCAGAACACGGCACCAGCUGGCUGGCAGAGCUGGCCAACAUCGCCACCAGUCCCCAGAGCCCCCUCAUGCAGUGCACGUUCUACAACAGAUCAUCUCCUGUCCAUAUAAUAGCCACCAGCAACAGUUUACAUUCCUACGCCCGUCCGCCACCAGCCUCUUCAAGCAGCGAGCCGAGCUUGUCGAAGACCCACUGGAAGGAGCGAGCCGCAGUUAAACAUGAACGGGCGAGCAGCGAAUCGGAAUCUGGUAUUUUCUGCAUGUCUUCGCUUUCUGAUGAUGACGACCUAGGAUGGUCUCAUUCAUGGCCUUCAACAGCAUGGCAUUGCUUUUUGAAAGGCACCCGUCUGCGCUUCCACAAGGGGAAUAAUGUCGAGUGGCAGGAUGCUGAAGACCUUGCGGAUUCGGAUGAUGAGUCCGAGGAUGAGAGAGAUUCCCAGUGUCAUUCCCUGAAGAGCUUUGGUUCCGAAGGUCUAAAGUUAGUGGCACAUGAAGAAACUGUCUCAUUUGGGCAGUCUGUUCUGAAAUUGACUUUUGAUCCUGGUUCCCAAGAAGAUGGCCUUUUAACUGCUGAAUGCAGUUUGGAUCAUCCCUUUUAUGUGAAAAACAAAGGAUGGUCUUCCUUUUAUCCGAGCCUUACCGUAGUCCAGCAUGGAAUACCCUGCUACGAGAUGCAGGUUGGAGAUCUCUGUCUACCUCCUGGACACCCUGAUGCCAUAAACUUUGAUGAUUCAGUUGUUUUUGACACCUUCAGGAGCUACGACUUCACCCCGCUGGACUCCUCAGCAGUGUAUGUGCUGAGCAGCAUGGCGCGCCAGCGCAGGGCCUCCCUCUCCAGCGGCGGAGCCGUCAGCCCGGACUGUGAGAAAUCAAGCAGGGACUUUGAGCCUUCAGGAUCUUCCCAGCCCUCCUGUACUUUUUAUAGCAAAUCAAAUAAGAGUCACAGCUCAGGGACAGCAAACAGUGCCACGCCUACCAAGUGCAAGAGACCAAUGAAUGCCUUCAUGCUUUUUGCAAAAAAAUACAGAGUGGAGUAUACACAGAUGUACCCAGGGAAGGAUAACAGAGCCAUAAGCGUGAUCCUUGGAGAUCGGUGGAAAAAGAUGAAAAACGAGGAGCGGAGGAUGUACACAAUGGAAGCGAAGGCUUUGGCAGAGGAGCAGAAGCGCCUCAAUCCGGACUGCUGGAAAAGGAAACGAACCAGCUCUGGCUCACAGCAGAAUUAGGAAAUGGACAUCUUUAGGGAUCUGCAUUUGCAGUACAAACUGGAUGGGACUAUGGACUCACCUGCCUGCCUUCCCUCUCUUCUGCAAGGUUGUUACGAUUACUGUGAUGAAAUGUUUGCUUUUAAGUUAAUAGAGACAUUAAAGAUAUAUGAAAUAAUAAAAAGCAUAUAACCUAGUCACUAACUAUGCUCAGAUAUUUUCUUAUUUUUUAAUGACCGAAAUGCCUUACUCUUCCAAAGUAAAAUGGUAAGUUUUCUUUUCAGGUAAUUUCAUACUAUAGGCUUGAAACAAACCCUGUGGUGCUAAAGUAGGGAGCAAAGGAGCUGUAUAAAAAAUGUCUAUUUUUAAAUGUAAAAAGGGGAAUUUAAAAUGCUUUAUUACAGCUGUUCAUUAAUUAUAUUUGUAUAACCCAUAUAUUGCACAACUAUUGUAAUCCAUUUAACUUUUUCUUCUGGCAAGCUAGGGAAUAUAUUACUUGUGUAGCUGGGGUUUCUUCAGUAUAUCUUGGGAUUUCUAUACAAAUAAAGAGGCCAUAUUAGACUUUGGGUGGGCACACACUACACUUGGGUAAGGAUUUUUACCUCAAGUGUUUUAGCACUUUAUUGUAUCUUCUACAGCCAACAAAUGUAUACAAGCAGAAAUGUAAUCAUUUUCAAAAACAAUUACAAGUAACACAAUCAGUGCAACCAUCUAGCUUGUUUCUGCUUUGCCAUUUUGUGAUGACAUUUUAAAUCAUUGUCAGUUAUGUACAGAAUUAUUGUCCCACCAAACUCUUGCACAAAAUGUUCUUGUAUUAUAUUAUAAAUAAAAAUUUUAAAUGUG